Triticum turgidum subsp. durum (durum wheat) is the source of this 333-nucleotide messenger RNA. NCBI's taxonomy places the organism in Eukaryota, Viridiplantae, Streptophyta, Magnoliopsida, Poales, Poaceae. The record is from the annotation of a GenBank genome assembly.
AUGAUACAUACGAACAAUGCUGCUGUUAUUUCCUUACUGAAGGAUGAUGCUUGCUUUAUCCAAGAAUUAUUCUCUAGGAUGGGAUCACCAAAUAUUUCUAUGGAAUCAAAAAGAGAAUUGGUGAGACAUUCUCUUAUCUUUUCUUAUACGAGUUUAUGGCUUCAUCACAUGAAGUAUCUUUUUCAUUAUCAUAUCUGUUUAUUGUUAUACGAGCUUAUGGCUUCAUCACAUGAGGUAUCCUUUUCAUUAUCAGAUCUGUUUAUUGAUAGACAUUAUUAUCAAUUCCUUCGCAUUGUGUCAUUGCUACAAAGGAAUUUAGUUUGGGUACUGUAA